Molecule: messenger RNA, 2898 nt
Organism: Sinocyclocheilus grahami
Lineage: Eukaryota; Metazoa; Chordata; Actinopteri; Cypriniformes; Cyprinidae
Product: ribonuclease 3
Exons: 28
Coding region: 1-2706 (901 amino acids)
Biological process (GO): primary miRNA processing; rRNA processing; pre-miRNA processing
Cellular component (GO): nucleus; microprocessor complex
Molecular function (GO): RNA binding; ribonuclease III activity
Source: RefSeq, a predicted model, not a curated record
AUGCAUGUAUACUGUUUCUCUAAUGAUGUGAGCUCCAGCGAAUCAGAAUGUGAUUCUGAUGGAGGCGGUAGCAGCUGCUCCAGCAGCUCUGACUCUGAGGUGUUUGAUGUCAUUGCUGAGAUCAAGAGAAAGAAAGCUCAUCCUGACCGCCUCCAUGAGGAGCUGUGGUACAAUGACCCUGGACAGAUGAACGAUGGACCGUUAUGCAAGUGCAGUGCCAAAGCCAGGCGAACUGGAAUCCGACACAGUAUUUAUCCUGGUGAACAGCCAGUGAAAUCAUGCCGGCCGAUGAGUAACAAUUCUGGCAAACUGUUCCACUACAGAAUAACUGUGUCACCACCCACCAACUUCCUAACAGAUAGACCCACGGUUAUCGAGUAUGACGAUCAUGAGUACCUGUUUGAGGGCUUUUCCUGCUUUUCUCACACACCACUUACUAAUAUCCCUUUGUGUCGGGUUAUUCGCUUCAACAUCGAUUACACCAUCCACUUUAUAGAAGAGAUGGCACCUGAGAACUACUGCGUUAAAGGCCUGGAACUGUUUUCCUCGUACCUCUUUAAAGACAUCUUGGAGUUAUAUGAUUGGAAUCUCACAGGUCCUGAUGAAAACGGCCAGUCAGGUUGUCAGAGGUUUCAUUUUAUGCCACGGUUCGUUCGGUGCCUCCCAGAUGGAGGAAAGGAGGUGCUGUCCAUGCACCAGGUGCUGCUGUAUCUGCUGCGCAGCAGCCCGGCUCUAGUUCCUGAAGAGGAGAUCGCCAACAUGCUUCAGUGGGAGGAGCUGGAGUGGCAGAAAUACGCUGAGGAGUGCAAGGGCAUGAUUGUCACCAACCCUGGCUUGAAACCCAGCUCUGUGAGGAUUGACCAGUUAGAUCGUGAGCAGUUCAAUUCCAGUGUCAUCACUUUCCCCAUCAUAGUGCAUUUUGGGAUACGACCUGCACAGCUUAGCUACGCUGGAGACCCGCAGUAUCAAAAGUUGUGGAAGAGUUAUGUGAAAUUGCGGCACUUGCUGGCCAACAGCCCGAAGGUUAAACAAAUUGACAAACAGAAGUUAACGCAAAGAGAGGAAGCUCUGCAGAAGAUCAGGCAGAAGAAUACGAUGAGAAGGGAGGUCACAGUGGAGCUCAGCAGUCAGGGUUUCUGGAAGACUGGUAUCCGCUCUGAUGUUUGCCAGCACGCCAUGAUGCUGCCGGUUCUCACUCACCACAUCCGCUACCACCAGUGCCUGAUGCAUUUAGACAAGCUGAUCGGUUACAUGUUCAAGGAACGAUGCUUGCUGCAGUUGGCAAUGACUCACCCCAGUCAUCAUCUUAAUUUUGGGAUGAAUCCUGACCAUGCUCGCAACUCUCUGUCAAAUUGUGGCAUACGCCAGCCCAAAUAUGGAGACCGGAAAGUGCAUCAUAUGUACAUGAGGAAAAAGGGAAUUAACACCUUGAUUAAUAUUAUGUCAAGAUUGGGCCAGGAUGAUCCAUCACCCUCCAGAAUCAAUCAUAAUGAGCGCUUGGAGUUUCUUGGUGAUGCAGUUGUUGAGUUCCUGACCAGUGUGCAUCUCUAUUACCUGUUCCCAAACCUGGAGGAGGGAGGACUCGCCACAUAUCGCACUGCAAUUGUUCAGAAUCAGCAUCUUGCUAUGCUUGCUAAGAAAUUGGAGUUGGAUCGGUUCAUGUUAUAUGCCCAUGGCCCUGACCUGUGCAGGGAGUCAGACCUCCGACAUGCCAUGGCAAACUGUUUUGAGGCCCUCAUAGGGGCCGUUUACCUGGAAGGUGGUUUAGAGGAAGCAAAGCAACUCUUUGGGAGACUGCUGUUCAACAGUGAGGAUCUGAGGGAAGUUUGGCUCAACUAUCCACCUCAUCCUUUACAGGUGCAAGAGCCACUGACAGACAGGCAGUUGAUCGAGUCGUCUCCAGUUCUGCAGAAACUCACUAAUUUUGAGGAUGCCAUUGGAGUGCUGUUCACUCACGUACGUCUCCUUGCACGGGCCUUCACUCUGCGAACAGUGGGCUUCAACCACCUCACCCUAGGCCACAACCAGAGGAUGGAGUUCCUGGGAGAUUCUAUCAUGCAGCUGGUGGCCACUGAAUAUCUGUUCAUCCACUUCCCAGACCAUCAUGAAGGACAUUUGACACUCCUGCGCAGUUCCUUGGUGAAUAACCGGACUCAAGCGAAGGUUGCAGAGGAAUUGGGCAUGCAGGAAUUUGCCAUCACCAACGACAAGACCAAACGGCCUGUUGCCUUGCGGACCAAGACUUUAGCCGAUCUACUGGAAUCAUUCAUUGCAGCUCUUUACAUAGAUAAAGACCUGGAGUUUGUGCACACAUUUAUGAAUGUUUGCUUCUUCCCACGACUCAAGGAGUUUAUCUUGAACCAGGACUGGAAUGAUCCAAAAUCGCAGCUGCAGCAGUGUUGUCUAACCCUGCGGACGGAGGGAAAAGAACCAGACAUUCCUCUAUACAAGACACUUCAGACAGUUGGACCCUCUCAUGCCAGGACCUACACAGUGGCAGUGUAUUUUAAAGGUGAACGGAUUGGCUGUGGAAAAGGACCAAGUAUUCAGCAAGCUGAGAUGGGUGCAGCCAUGGAUGCGUUGGAGAAAUAUAACUUCCCUCAAAUGGCUCAUCAGAAACGCUUCAUCGAAAGAAAGUACAGACAAGAACUGAAGGAGAUGAGAAGAGAGCGAGAGCGACAGGAGAGAGAUAGUGAUGAAGGGUAGAAAAGCAGAAAGUGAAAGAAAAAGCAAGAUGUUACAUGAAGUGAGUCACACAACAGUAGGCUUAGGAAAGCAAGAAUCUGUUUGUUGUUGUUUUGUAUAUAAAUCUGUGUAAAACUCUGUGUUUGUUAAUCCAAUUCAUACCGUUGGUAUGUUUUAAAAAGAGAAAAGUUUUGCGUGAAAUAAAUCAAACCA